AUGAACCACCUUCCGCAAGCUUGGGGCCGUCCCAGAGACGACGUAUACGGAGCCUACGACAACUCUCACUUCCAGACCGCUGGGCCAAAUCAACACACACAAAGUCCGAUUGUUACUGGUACCUCUGUUGUUGCAGCCAAGUUCAAGGACGGCGUGGUCAUUGCAUCAGAUAACUUGGCAUCAUAUGGCUCCCUCGCUCGAUUCACCGAUGUUAAGCGUCUCCGGAAAUUCAACGAGAAUGUAGUGGUUGGCUUUGGUGGCGACGUUUCAGACAUGCAAUAUCUCGACCGUCUACUCAACUCACUCGAUAUCCGUGAGAACUACGCCUCCGCCGACGACCCCCUCAAUGCGAAGAAUCUACACACAUACCUCGCCAAAGUCAUGUACAAGCGACGAUCCGACUUCAACCCGCUGUGGAAUCACCUCUUGAUUGCGGGUUUAGACGGGGAGGCAAAGCCAUUCCUUGCAAGCGCCGAUCUUCUCGGUACAACUUUCUCAUCACCCACACUUGCCACCGGAUUCGGCGCACAUCUGGCACAACCGAUAAUGAGGAGGACUAUUCCAGAUGAAGCGUCGGUUGAGAAAGUGAGCAAGGACGAGGCUGUGAAGUUGGUCAAGGAGUGCAUGAAGGUGCUUUUCUACAGGGAUGCUCGGAGUAUGGACAAAUACUCAAUUGCUGUCAUCACGAAGGAAGGUGUCGAGUUGAGUGAGGACGAGAAGCUCGAGAACCAGAGCUGGGCAUUCGCAGAGCAAAUUAGGGGCUAUGGUACGCAGACUGCGUAA
Messenger RNA from Periconia digitata, 783 nucleotides. The record is from the annotation of a GenBank genome assembly. Lineage: Eukaryota; Fungi; Ascomycota; Dothideomycetes; Pleosporales; Periconiaceae.